This is a messenger RNA of Pleurotus ostreatus (oyster mushroom), 2781 nucleotides long. RefSeq lists its product as uncharacterized. Bases 1 to 2781 code for a protein of 926 amino acids. The record is from RefSeq and is a predicted model, not a curated record. Gene Ontology annotation, biological process: proteolysis. Gene Ontology annotation, molecular function: metalloexopeptidase activity. The transcript has 7 exons. Lineage: Eukaryota; Fungi; Basidiomycota; Agaricomycetes; Agaricales; Pleurotaceae.
AUGCCCAUUCUGGAUGCAUUGGUUUCUCUAUUCUCCUUCAAAACGGUGCCCACGACGGUACUUGUGCUACUGGCGUAUGUUGCGGUGCUCACUUCAGUCUUGGUGACCGACGAAUUGCCGAACGUCCCAAAGCAUCAGAACGGGCUCAAUAUUAGCAAGGCUUUUACGGACCUACGUGUGAUUACAUCCCACCCACACCCAUACAAUUCGCAUGCGAAUGAUUUCGUCCGCUCCUACAUCCUUUCACGCGUCCGUGGUAUUGCUCAAGAUCACCCGCAUGUCCAUAUAGAUGACGAUAACGUAUCGAACGGCUCAUGGGUUUCAAGGGGAUACGCUGUUUACUUCGAGGGGAUGAAUAUUCUUGUGAAGAUAGACGGUUCCGAUUCAACUUCUGCCGGUGUUCUAUUUUCUGCACACUAUGAUUCCGUUUCCACAGCUGCCGGUGCAACAGAUGAUGGUAUGGGUGUAUCGACUCUGAUACAACUUGUCGAUUAUUUCGCACAAAAUCCACCGGAACGAACGGUCCUUUUCAACAUAAACAACGGGGAGGAGGAUUGGUUGAAUGGUGCACACGCAUUCCUGCAACAUCCGUGGUCGAAGAUCCCUGAUACUUUUCUUAACCUUGAAGGAGCGGCCUCAGGCGGUCGGCCUAUAUUGUUCCGCGCUACAUCCACGUCUCCUCUGCUCGCUUUUGCUGCGGGUCAUGUACGCCAUCCACAUGGCAAUGUCCUCUCCGCAGACGCAUUCGCGCGUGGCGUGAUCCGCUCGGGCACUGAUUACUCUGUGUACACGGAAGGCGCUCAUAUGCAAGGCCUGGACUUGGCAUUCUAUAAAGGCCGCAGCAAGUACCACACCAAGUUUGAUUCGGUGCCGUAUACAGAAGGGGGAGCGAAAAGUCUCUGGAGUAUGAUGGAGGCAGCACAGGGCGCUGGGAUAGCACUUGCUAACGACGUCAAAACACACAACAAAGACUUAGAGAAACCUGUUUACUUUGAUCUCUUCGGCGCGGCCAUGGUUGUGUUCUCGCUCAGAAGUCUCACGACGAUCAACAUUGUGAUGCUGGUGAUCGGGCCUGUUAUGGUCAUCCUUCUUUCCGCCUGCGAAUAUAUCAUCCAGAUGAACACCCGCCAAGGAAGACAUAAUGGUUACAUCCAUGGAGGAGACCGGAGUACAUGGCGUCACUUCUGGGAUUGGUUCGUUGGCUUUGAGUGGUUCUCCGGCUUCUGGAGGUGGGCAAAGUUGUGGGUAGCUUUGGGCGUCACUGUAGGAUGUCAAGCACUUCUUAACUUUGGAUACCUGAAGUUGAACCGUUACAUCGUCUAUUCCUCUCCGCACAUCGUGCUGAUUUCCUCGAUAGCCCUGACAUACUUAAGCCUGUCAACAAUACUCAACACCCCCGUUCGGUGGGACGGCCGAGUGCUACCGGAACAACAGAAACAUACGGUCCUUCUCCAGAUAUACAUUUUAACCUGGCUACUUCUAGCUCUUUCAACAGUCGCUAUCAAGACAGCUGACAUCGGAGGCGUAUAUGUUGUCACCAUAUGGAAUUCUCUUGCGUGGCUCGGUUAUAUACUGAGUGGAUUAGAAGAGAUCCUUGGUGCUCGAGGAACCACCGUUUGGGAGAUACACGCCGAGGAGGCAGAGCGGACGCGUCUAGUGCGAGGUGUCAGGUAUGACGCUAUACCACAGAACGAAGAACACGAAGGGCACCCACAGGAGGUGGAAACCGAACCCACCGAAAUCACACCACUUGUUGCCCAGCAGCGGGCCCGCUCUCGGACUCCUCACAGCGACGACUUGAAGUCCGAAGAAAACGGCGCCGUUGGAUGGUGGAUUCUCCAGUUCCUAGCUGUUGUUCCUCUUCCCGUCAUCUUGUUCAGUCACAUUGGCAUCAUACUACUGGGGGCCCUCCCUCAGACUUUGGCAGACGGCAGUAGUGCCACAGUCGUUUAUUCUGCGUUGUCUUUCAUCGCUCUGAUGGUUGUACUGCCAAUGUCGCCAUUCAUGUUCAAGACGCAGCGUUAUGUGGCGUAUGCAAUGCUUGCUGCCUUCAUUGGCACUGUGGUCUACUCCUUCUUGGCCUUCCCGUUCUCGCUGGAGUCACCCUUGAAGGUCUUCUUUCAACAACAACUCCUAUUAAAUUCACUGUCGGAAGAUUCAUCUACUGGCCGACUGACCACGACAUUGACAGGCAUUCCAGAGUUCUUGGAGAGCAAGAUUCUCCCCGCAUUGCUUUCGGCAGAAGGGAAGACCAUCGAAUGCAAUAUGGCCGCGGACAGACUAGGAUUGACCAGUUGUUCUUGGGAAAGCACACUUAUCCCUUCACCUGCCGCAGGCGGUGAUGCGAAGUGGCUUACAGUGAACGUUACCCGCCUCGAUUCCACUUCGGCUCGCAUAUCCAUCCAAGGGCACAACACGCGAUCAUGCAGGGUGUAUUUCGAAGAGGGCAGUGAGAUUGCUGAGUAUCAAGUACAAGGAGGUGCGCAGGGUGUUCAAGAGGGGUUUGAAGGUGAUAGGAAGUUGAAAGAGGUGAGGCUGUGGAGUAGGACAUGGGACCGCACGUUCGUAGUUGACAUCAAGCGCCCCGAAGGAGUUGAUGGGAUGAAAGGCCGAACCGCCUGUGAAUGGGCCGAGUACGAGAGCGGGAUGACUGGGAUCGAGGGGGUUGAUGGAGCGAAGAUACCCGCGUUCGAAGAGGUUUUGAACUUCCUGCCGAAGUGGGCAGUGGUCACCAAGAUGGCAGAUGGUUUAGUGGAGGUGAUGAGCGGCUUCCAGCUCUGA